Molecule: messenger RNA, 1290 nt
Organism: Microsporum canis CBS 113480
Lineage: Eukaryota; Fungi; Ascomycota; Eurotiomycetes; Onygenales; Arthrodermataceae
Product: protein kinase domain-containing protein
Exons: 2
Coding region: 1-1290 (429 amino acids)
Biological process (GO): spliceosomal complex assembly; regulation of mRNA processing; protein phosphorylation
Molecular function (GO): ATP binding; protein kinase activity
Source: RefSeq, a predicted model, not a curated record
AUGCAUUUCAGUAGCAAAACCAGUGGGAAGACCGCCCGGUAUGAGUAUAAUUGGGUUGAUGGUGCGGAGUCACUCGAAAAAUAUCAACCUGGAGGCUAUCACCCAGUCAUGAUUGGCGACAUACUGCAUGGCAGAUACCACGUUGUGGACAAACUGGGUUUUGGAGGCUACUCGACAAUUUGGCUCGCACGGGAUACUCAAAUCGGACGCUAUGUUGCUCUCAAGAUCGGCAUUGCAGACUCGCUACCCCAUGAGACCAAAGUUCUUCGAGCACUUUCAGUAUCGCUACCGGAGUGCUCAUAUAUACAAGGCAGGUCUGAAAAUCGCAGCUUGAUUACUAUUCCGCUCGAUGAGUUCGAGGUACAAGGUCCGAAUGGGACGCAUCCAUGUUAUACAAUGGCACCGGCACAAUGCAACCUCAAAGAGGCAUCGUUUAGUCGCUUGUUCCCUCUUGAGGUUGCCCGAGCACUAUCAGCUGGACUCGCCUUGUCUGUUUCUUCUGUUCACUCUCAAGGUUAUGUUCAUGGAGACAUCCACCUCCGCAAUGUUUUAGCUAAACUCCCCUCAAGCCUGGAUGAACUUUCAAUUGAGAAGUUUUAUGAAGAAUAUGGAAAACCCGAAACCGUACCAAUUACUAGAAGUGAUGGUGGCCCACUUCCAGCCAAUGUUCCUGAUAAAGCGGUAAUACCACUUUAUAUUGGGAAAUAUGCCGAAGAUUUUUCACUUUCCGAUGCACAUGUGCUAUUAAGUGACUUUGGUGAGGCAUUUGCUCCUUCUUUGGAGCCUCGCCUUGGGAAGGACUGCCACACUCCCCUCUCCUUAAGACCCCCAGAAGCCCGAUUUGAGCCCGAAAGUCCGCUAUCAUACUCAGCUGAUAUAUGGACCUUAGCUACAGCACUCUGGGAGAUUGUCGGUAUGAAGGCUAUAUUUAGUAGCGAAUUUGUAACAGCUGAUGAUGUAACAAGCCAGCAAAUUGAGGUCCUUGGACCUAUGCCUCAGGACUGGUGGGAGCGUUGGGAAGAACGAGGUAAAUUUUUUGACAAGAAGGGGAAUCCUAAGGGGGCGCGUGAAAUAUGGCCUCCGAUCCAUCGAGCAUUUGAAGAGGGUGUGCAGAAGUAUCGACGAAAGCUGCUGCCAACAGACGUGUUUAGUGAAGCGGAAACGGCUGCUUUCCUUGACUUAAUGCGCCGAAUGUUAGUGUUCCGGCCUGAGGAACGACCGACUGCAAAGGAAGUGCUGGAAUCGGAAUGGAUGGUCAAAUGGGCGUUGCCCGAUUUUGAACGAAGUUAA